UUGUUUUGUGCAGGAAAGCGAGUCUCGUUGUUAGUCGUUCCGUGGUAUAAAAUCGCCUUUGGUUUACUCCAACCCAACGGUGUCGGUAGGUUGACAGGUGCAGCAGGCUAGGGUUCACUCCGCAUGCGCACGCAGAGGGCCCGAGCGGGUGGGCAGAAUGCAGGGAAUGCUCGGCACGCCCGACAGCAGGGGGACCCCCUCUCUUCACUCGCCGGUUCCGCACUAGGCUCGCCCCGAUGUUUCUCUAACAUCACGCCGACUCGUCGCCGUUUCUGCCCCGCGAAUCUGAGGGACCAUGGACGUGGUACAAGAUGUGGCGGAGGUGUUCGCCACCCUCCCGUUGUUCCCGGUGUUCAACGCCUGUCACUACACAUUGAUGAUCCUCACCACCAGAUAUGACACAGGCUCUCUAGCGCUAUCGCGGAGUAACCCUCUGGCUAACUGGGUGGCCUCCAUGAUCGCCUGCUUUGGAGGUUACAUCCUGGCAGACCUGCUGCUCGGCCACUCCGUCCUGUCGUUCCUGGCGCACCCGGAAGAUGUCGUUCUUGCAUCGGCUAUUUGGUACCUCCUGUUCUACUGCCCGAAGGAUCUGUUCUACAAGAUAAUAUCCGUCCUACCGCUCAAACUGGUCAUCACUGCCCUGAAGGAAACUGCGCGCGUGCGCAAACUGGUGGCGGGGAUCGGGGCGGCCGCCAAGGUGUACCCGCACAGUCUACUGGCGCAGGUCAUCGUAGGAGUGGCCAAAGCAUGUGGUAACGAGUUCCUGCUGAACUUCGAGCAAGCGGUGCGCGGCGUGUGGAAGCCGGACAUCAACGCCAUCUUGCAGCCUUCAUUCUCGAUCAAGGCCUGUGUAGUCGGAGCAGUCAUGAUCAUCCUGGGUCGGUCCGAUGUGCUGAUGGGGAUCAGUCAAGAAAUGGUGGUCCUGGCCGUCUCCCUCUGGCUCAUCUCCGUGGCCGUCUCCAUGAAGGCCUUCCACGCAGACGACCCUUUCAAGCCCGUGGAGAACUUGUUCAGUCCCUUCAUCUUCGGCAGCGCGGACAGCCUGCCGGCGGACGCUCACCAUCACCACCCGCCGGCACCCGAACCCUCGCCGGCGCCGAAACCUCCGUCCGGCAGGAGGAGAGGGAAGGCAGCCAAGGCCGACUAAACACGGUCAAGACUUCCACCAACAAAAGGCUACACGUGGAACACACUCUGAAGUGAACAGGAGUUACUGGGAACAGUGUAAAGCAGAUGUAAGAGACAUCGUCUGUAACAAGCCAAGGAAGGCCAGCCUGGCCGGAUGCCAGCCUGUUUCCAGGCCUUACACAAGCCAGCUCCUCAGCUCUAAAGGCCAACGUGCCCCCAACGUUAGGCCAAAAUCAGAGGAGGGGAGCUGUAGUUAGAUAUCCUUGGGACCAUGUUGGCCCUAGACCCGAGGAGCUGGCCUGUGUAGGCCCGGAAAGCAGUCUGGCAUCCAGGCUGAAGGAAGGCAGGCUCAGCCGAGAAGUCGAGUUGCUCAGUCCUAUUCUUCGAUGGUCUAAGGGCAAUGAACCAGGCUUCAGUUGCUUCAAUACGUUUUUAUUUGCCUUCUUUGUUAUGGCUGGGAAAGGGGUUUGAUGUACUGAUUUUUAAAAUUGUUAUAGAUAUUUUUGUGGAAGGCGUUAUGCACUUUCUCUAUGCAAUAAGACGGCGUGUGAGAACAAGUAGAGGCAAUUGCGCAAGUAGACAUAUCUUUUUAUAGGUUUCGAUCAGAAGAGGCUAGGCAUUGAUUACAACAUAGUGUUUUUAUAUUGCAGUUGUUACAAAGUGUUUAAAACACCGAUGGCACCGCAAGUAGGAGAAAUGAUGGUGUGCGUUGUACUGAAACAAGGAGGUUCAUGAUUCUAAGUACGCAUGGGCAACGAAAUGCACUGUGGGUAAUAUGUGAAAGAUGAAGUUAUUGUCUCGACCAUUGUGUCGAUAUGGAUAAUGAUGUUCAGACGUGCUCUUUUUAUGUCUCAGGGGCCUUAACCUCUGACAGAUUGUCCACAAUACAUUUCGCUGCACAUGCGUACUCAAGACAGUAUUGUAAGGCCCGACAGGUAAACUCAGCAAAAUCUUAGUUAUGAAAAAGUGCCAAUGAAGUGUCCCUGCUCAAAAUAUAUGUAGCAAUAUUCCACACAAGUGGUACAAGAGGGGACUUCUGUCAAGCCAAUAAUUGAUAGCUUUAUGUGGAAUUAGUUUAAUGAUAUCGAUAACGCUAUGUUUUAAUGAUGGACUCCCUUGGAAAGCAGUUACGUUAACUCGAGGGACAACCCUGAAGAAUAUGCAUAAGCAGUGAAGAUGUAAGUAGAUUUUAAUUGUGUUAAGAUUAUUCUUAGACUUGAUAUCAUAAGAUGUGAAUGUGUCUGUUUUACUUCAAUUGUAGACUGGAGCGUGUCCAUCAUUAGCCAACGUUUUCUGCAAAUCAAUUGUUUCAAAAUGUCAGAAACUGGCUGGUAAUAAGAUGCACAUUAAAUCCAUAUAAAGCCA
Messenger RNA from Branchiostoma floridae (Florida lancelet), 2493 nucleotides. Its product is annotated as trimeric intracellular cation channel type A-like. The record is from RefSeq and is a predicted model, not a curated record. The transcript is spliced from 5 exons. Gene Ontology annotation, biological process: potassium ion transmembrane transport. Gene Ontology annotation, cellular component: membrane. Lineage: Eukaryota; Metazoa; Chordata; Leptocardii; Amphioxiformes; Branchiostomatidae. The coding region runs from base 296 to 1147 and encodes 283 amino acids. Gene Ontology annotation, molecular function: potassium channel activity; identical protein binding.